Molecule: messenger RNA, 297 nt
Organism: Pteronotus mesoamericanus
Lineage: Eukaryota; Metazoa; Chordata; Mammalia; Chiroptera; Mormoopidae
Gene: CCL20
Product: C-C motif chemokine ligand 20
Exons: 3
Coding region: 1-297 (98 amino acids)
Biological process (GO): immune response
Cellular component (GO): extracellular region
Molecular function (GO): chemokine activity
Source: RefSeq, a predicted model, not a curated record
AUGAUGAGCAGUAGCAAGAGUUUGCUCCUGGCCGCUUUGAUGUCACUGCUGCUACUCCACCUCUGCAGCCAGUCAGAAGCAGCAAGCACCUUUGACUGCUGCCUUGGCUAUACAAAAAACCACCUGCCUUUCAGAAGUAUCAAGAACUUCACAAAGCAGUUUGCCAAUGAAGCUUGUGACAUUGAUGCAAUCAUCUUUCACACAAGAAGAGGAUUCGCUGUGUGUGCAAAUCCAACGGAGCCAUGGGUGAAACAUGCCAUCCAUGUCCUCAGGUAUGAAACAGUCACUAUCUAUUAG